CGGGGGGCUGCCGCUCUCUGCCCGAGUCCAGCUUCGGAAAACCACCUGUAAACGUCGAUUUGGAGCUUAUCAGCGAUUUGAAAAAGUAAUUUACCGCUUACAAUGAUACUCGACGGAGUAAAUCUCCGCUGAGAGCUGCUCUACAAACUGUGUCAAACUACUGGACUAUCACUGGAAGAGCUUUACCAUGUCGUUACUGUGUGUCAAAGUGAAAAAAGCCAAGCUCCAAGGACCUCCAGACAAGUUCAACACCUACGUGACGCUGAAGGUGCAGAAUGUCAAGAGCACGACGAUCACUGUGCGUGGGGACCAGCCCUGCUGGGAACAGGAUUUCAUGUUUGAGAUCAACAAGCUGGACCUCGGCCUCAUUGUCGAGGUGUGGAACAAAGGCCUCAUCUGGGACACCAUGGUGGGGACAUCAUGGAUUCCUCUGAAGGGUAUCCAACAAUCAGAGGAGGAGGGCUCGGGGGACUGGCUCUUUCUGGACGCAGAGGUCCUGAUGAAGGCAGAUGAGAUAUAUGGCACCAAGAACCAAACGCCUCAUCGAGUCCUGCUGGACACUCGCUUCGAGCUGCCUUUUGACAUCCCAGAUGAUGAGGCUGAGUACUGGACAGGCAAGCUGGAUCGCAUCAAUACCAUGGGGAUCCAUGAUGAGUAUCCUCUUCACGAUGACGUUCAGAGUCGCCCUCUGCCAUUUGCCGCCUCCCAGUGCUCUCUGGAUGACCAGGACAGUGCCGUAGACGACCGGGACAGUGACUAUCGCAGUGAGACCAGUAACAGCCUGCCUCCGCGUUACCACACAACGGCUCAGCCCAACUCCUCCAUGCACCAGUAUCCCAUGGGGCCUCGGCAGCAGCAGCACCCGGACUCCUGCACAGACUCUGUCCACAGUUUGGACCUGGACUACAGGGACCAGAUAGCAACCAGUCCAGUGGAAAGUAGUCGCUUUGGGUCAUCCGGAAACCUGAGCCAGACCAGCUCCCAGCUUAGUGAGACUGGCCAGAGCACUGGAGGGUCAGAACUGGAGGAGUCCUUCCACUCCUACCACAGUACUAGCUUUCACCCCUCCACCAAUGGGCAGCCGCGCACCAAUGGACAACCUCCUACAAAUGGACACUAUACCGUCGGUGAGCAGGAGAUACGUAGGCUGACCUCUGAAGAAGGACAGGGCCUGAAAAACGACACUCCAACAGAAAGGGGGACCUCUAAACUCCUAAGGUUCCAUGAUGAUGGACCGCCAUUACCCUUUACCCCAUCCAGGAUUUGUUGGUUGAAGGCCAUCAAUAAAGUCAGGGUUCAGCUCCGGGAGGUCCGAGAUGAAGAACCCAAUGCAAGACAAGCCUGGGACAAACCAGGGGGCGGACCUGGUCUGUAUGGAAUUGACAGCAUGCCAGACUUGCGUAAAAAGAAACCUCUCGCCUUGGUCAGCGACGUGGCUAUGUCUCUCGUUCAAGCCAGGAAGGCGGGAAUCGCUUCGGCCAUGGCUGUACGGUCCUCGGUCAAGGACGGGGAGCUGAAAAACCAUGUGUACAAGAAGACCUUGCAGGCUCUCAUCUACCCCAUAUCCUGCACUACACCACAUAACUUCGAGGUGUGGACCGCCACUACCCCUACAUACUGCUAUGAGUGCGAGGGGCUUUUGUGGGGAAUUGCCCGCCAAGGCAUGCGUUGUUCUGAGUGUGGGGUCAAGUGCCAUGAAAAGUGCCAAGAGCUUCUGAAUGCUGACUGUCUACAGCGUGCUGCGGAGAAGAGUUGUAAGCACGGGGCUGAAGACCGUACUCAGAAUAUUAUCAUGGCCAUGAAGGACAGGAUGAAGAUCCGGGAAAGGAACAAACCAGAGAUCUUUGAGCUGAUCAGGGAAGUGUUCAUCAUAAGCAAAGCCAUCCAUGCGCAGCAGAUGAAGACCAUCAAGCAGAGCGUACUGGACGGCACCUCGAAGUGGUCAGCCAAGAUCACCAUCACAGUCUUUUGUGCCCAAGGUCUUCAGGCAAAGGACAAGACAGGAUCCAGCGAUCCAUAUGUUACCGUUCAGGUGGGAAAGACCAAGAAGAGAACCAAGACUAUCUAUGGAAACCUCAAUCCUGUCUGGGAAGAGAAGUACCACUUCGAAUGCCACAAUUCCUCAGAUCGAAUUAAAGUGCGCGUUUGGGACGAGGAUGAUGACAUCAAGUCGAGGGUGAAGCAGCGUCUAAAGAGGGAAUCUGAUGACUUCCUGGGCCAGAGUAUAAUUGAAGUUCGAACUCUGAGUGGAGAAAUGGACGUUUGGUACAACCUGGAGAAGAGAACGGACAAAUCCGCCGUGUCAGGUGCCAUUCGCCUUCAGAUCAACGUGGAGAUCAAGGGAGAGGAGAAAGUGGCUCCAUAUCAUGUGCAGUACACCUCCCUGCAUGAGAACCUGUUCCACCACUACACCGAUGUUCUCGGCCAAGGCGGGGUGAAAAUCCCAGAAGCUCGCGGAGACGACUCCUGGAAGGUCUACUAUGACGACGUAGCUCAGGAAAUCGUGGACGAGUUUGCCAUGCGCUAUGGGAUUGAGUCAAUCUACCAGGCCAUGACGCACUUUGCCUGUCUGUCGUCUAAGUACAUGUGUCCCGGGGUUCCCGCGGUGAUGAGCACCCUGCUGGCCAACAUCAACGCCUUCUACGCCCACACAACCGCCUCCACCAAUGUGUCCGCCUCCGACCGCUUUUCUGCUUCCAAUUUUGGGAAAGAACGCUUUGUGAAGCUUUUAGACCAGCUACACAACUCCCUGCGCAUUGACCUCUCAACCUACAGGAACCACUUUCCUGCCAGCAACAAGGAUCGCCUGCAGGAUUUGAAAUCCACGGUGGACCUUCUAACCAGCAUCACCUUCUUCAGGAUGAAGGUCCAGGAGUUACAGUCUCCACCCAGAGCCAGUCAGGUGGUGAAGGACUGUGUCAAGGCCUGCCUCAACUCCACAUACGACUACAUCUUCAAUAACUGCCAUGAGCUGUACAGCAGACAGUACCAACCUGUAGACACAAACAAAGAUGAGCUCUCUUUGGAGGAGCAAGGUCCGAGCAUCAAGAACUUGGACUUCUGGCCCAAACUCAUCAUGCUCAUCGUCUCCAUCAUUGAAGAGGACAGGAACUCCUACACGCCUGUGCUGAACCAAUUCCCUCAAGAAAUGAACGUGGGGAAGGUGUCAGCCGAGGUCAUGUGGACAUUGUUCGCUCAAGACAUGAAGUAUGCCAUGGAAGAGCACGAGAAGCACAGGCUGUGUAAGAGCACCGACUACAUGAACCUGCACUUCAAGGUCAAGUGGCUCAACAAUGAAUACGUCAAAGACCUGCCGAGCUUUAAGGACGUUGUCCCCGACUACCCAUCAUGGUUCCUACAAUUCGUGCUUCAGUGGUUGGAGGAAAAUGAGGGCGUGUCCAUGGAGUUCAUGCAUGGAGCGCUAGAGCGAGACAAAAAAGACGGAUUCCAGCAGACGUCGGAGCACGCUCUGUUCUCCUGCUCCGUGGUGGACAUCUUCACGCAGCUCAACCAGAGCUUUGAGAUCAUCAAGAAACUGGAGUGUCCCGACCCCGCUGUCAUGGCUCAGUACAGCCGCCGCUUCUCCAUGACUAUUGCCAAAGUUCUUCUGCAGUACAGUGCCAUUCUGACCAAGAGUUUUCCUACUUAUAUUGACAAGGAGAAGAUUCCAUGUGUCCUGCUGAAUAACGUGCAGCAGUUAAGAAUCCAGCUGGAGAAGAUGUUUGAGUCGAUGGGUGCAAAACAGAUGGACUCCGAGGCUAGUGACUUGCUGAACGACCUGCAGGUGAAGCUGAACAACGUGCUGGAUGAGCUCAGCAGAACAUUCGGGAACAGUUUCCAGAGCCGCAUCAACGAUUGCAUGCGACAGAUGGCGUCUCUGCUGUACCAGAUCAAAGGGCCGCUCAAUGACAACAACAAAAACCAGGUGGACGCCGACUCUGACAACAUGCUGCGGCCACUCAUGGACUUCCUGGAUGGAAAGCUCACACUGUUUGCCACUGCUUGUGAGAAGACCGUAUUGAAGCGUGUGCUGAAGGAGCUGUGGAGGAUCGUAAUGAGUAGCCUGGAGAAGACUAUAGUCCUGCCACAGGGCAACGACACCUUUGGAGCACAGAUUCUCUCAGCUGCCAAAGAACUGGGUCAGCUCUCCAAACUCAAGGAUCACAUGGCGGGGGAGGCUAAAAGCCUGUCUCCCAGGCAGUGUGCUGUCAUGGAUGUGGCACUGGACACGAUCAAGCAAUACUUCCACGCAGGAGGCAACGGGCUGAAGAAGGCGUUCCUGGAGAAAAGUCCCGAGCUAUCGUCGCUACGCCACGCGCUGUCCCUCUACACUCAGUCAACAGACACACUCAUCAAGACCUUUGUGACCACCCAGCAAGCACAAGUGCACAAUGGGAAGGGUAUGAGGUUGACUCCCAAUGAGAAAACACAGCCCAGCAGGGCUUCAGGCGUGGACAAGCCAAUUGGUGAGGUGACAGUGCAGACUGAGCUGCACACGAAUCCUGGGAACAAGGAGCAGAAAGUUUCCGUCAAAGUCAUAGGAGCCAACGAUAUAAAAUGGCAGACGUCGGGCAUGUUCCGACCCUUCGUGGAGGUCACCAUGAUCGGGCCUAACCUCAGCGACAAGAAACGCAAAUUCCAGACCAAAUCCAAGAACAACAGCUGGUCUCCAAAGUUCAACGAGACUUUCCAAUUUGUUCUGGGUAAACAGGAGGGCUUUGAGUGUUACGAGCUGCAACUCUGCGUCAAAGACUACUGCUUCGGCCGCGCAGACAGAGUGGUCGGCAUGUCUGUGAUACAGCUCAAAGACAUCACGGGGAAGGGCAGCUGCGUGUGCUGGUGUCAUCUGGGCCAACGCAUCCAGAUGGAUGACACGGGCCUCACCGCCAUGCGCAUCCUCUCCCAGCGCUCCAGCGACGACGUGGCCAAGGAGUUCGUGAAGCUGAAAUCAGAAACUCGAUCGGCCGAGGAGGGCAGAUGAGAGGAGCUGGAGAGACAAAGACGGAAUUCGAAGGUCUUCUGAUUUCACAAAGAUCUAAAAAAAAACCUGUGGUCAUUUAUUUUUUUUACAACCACUUUUACUUGACGUGUCUUAGCUGCUGUUGACUGUUUGAUGGCGCCUUAUCAAAGUCACCGACACACUGUCACGUUCACACUCUGGGUGUUUUGGACUCCUUGUUCUUCAAUCACUCCUGUUAUUAUUUACCGAGCUACUGUACGGCACACAAGUCACUCAACCUUCACACUAACCAGCUGUUUCACUCGGCACUAGACCACUUACUCUGUCAUUUAACCUUCUUUAACCUCUCUCCUCAUCAGCCGGAGAGGCAAAGUGCGCACGCCACAGCCUCAAGGGAGCAUCGGGUGCCAGGCCCGGCUGGAGGGCCAACAUGUUCCCACAAUUCCCCCAGUGUUGUUGUGCAAUAACCCCCCCACCCCCACCACCACCACCACCACCACCACCAACCACCACCACCACC
Molecule: messenger RNA, 5480 nt
Organism: Trematomus bernacchii (emerald rockcod)
Lineage: Eukaryota; Metazoa; Chordata; Actinopteri; Perciformes; Nototheniidae
Product: protein unc-13 homolog B-like
Exons: 41
Coding region: 188-4981 (1597 amino acids)
Biological process (GO): synaptic vesicle priming; neuromuscular junction development; presynaptic dense core vesicle exocytosis
Cellular component (GO): neuromuscular junction; presynaptic active zone cytoplasmic component; terminal bouton
Molecular function (GO): phospholipid binding; syntaxin-1 binding; calcium ion binding
Source: RefSeq, a predicted model, not a curated record